AGCGCGGCCUCCUCAUCCCACGCAGAUCUCGCGGCCUGAGGGUGGGACGGCGGCCGGAGGCUUGGCUGUAGGUGGUACCCGGACCGCGAGAGCGAACUGGGAGGGUGGGGUGGGGGGUCUCCGGAGACUUCGCGAGAGAGGCACGGGCGAGGCUCAGCGCGACAGCCGUUGUGAACGCAGUGGCCGCGAGCCAAGCCUGUACUGCACGGAGCCCGCGAGUGCGACCUGCGUCUUUCCCGGGGCCGAGGCCACGCGCAGCCUCCGGACGAGCCGCAACCCCACGCAGUGAAUCCGAAGGCAAGCUUUCUGGACCCGACGCUCUGUAGGCCACGCCUGGGCCUGAGAAGAUGGAGGGGGACCAACGGUCCGGCCCACCCGCCCAGAGCCUGCUCCCCGAUGGCCACUUGGUCCUAUGGACGCUGUGCUCCGUGCUGAUGCCGGUGUUAAUCACCUUAUGGUGUAGUCUGCAGCGGUCGCGCCGGCAGCUGCACCGCAGGGACAUCUUCCGCAAGAGCAAGCAUUGCUGGCGAGACACCGACCUGUUCAGCCACCCCACCUACUGCUGCGUGUGCGCGCAGCACAUCCUGCAAGGAGCCUUCUGCGACUGCUGUGGGCUCCGCGUGGACGAGGGCUGCCUCAAGAAGGUCGACAAGCGCUUCCCGUGCAAGGAGAUCAUGCUCAAGAACGACAAGGCCGCAGAUGCCAUGCCCCACCACUGGAUCCGCGGCAACGUCCCCCUGUGCUCUUACUGUGUAAUCUGCAGGCAGCAGUGUGGCAGCCAGCCUAAACUGUGCGAUUACAGGUGCAUUUGGUGCCAGACGACAGUGCACGACGAGUGCAUGCGAAGCAGCUUAAAGAGCGAAAAGUGUGACUUUGGAGAAUUCAGAAAUCUCAUCAUCCCGCCAAGCUAUUUAACUUCUAUUAACCAGAUGCGUAAAGACAAAAACACAAAUUAUGAAGUGCUUGCUUCUAAGUUUGGAAAGCAGUGGACCCCAUUAAUAAUCCUGGCCAACUCUCGUAGUGGAACUAACAUGGGAGAAGGUCUGUUGGGAGAGUUUAAGAUUCUGUUAAAUCCAGUCCAGGUGUUUGAUGUAACUAAGACCCCCCCGCUCAAAGCUCUGCAGCUGUGCACUCUUCUUCCUUACCGCUCAGUUCGAGUCCUUGUUUGUGGAGGGGACGGAACUGUGGGCUGGGUCCUCGAUGCGAUUGAUGAAAUGAAGAUUAAGGGACAAGAACAGUACAUCCCAGAGGUUGCGGUCUUACCUCUGGGAACAGGCAAUGAUCUGUCCAAUACCCUGGGUUGGGGUACAGGCUAUGCUGGAGAAAUUCCGGUUGCACAGGUCUUAAGAAAUGUAAUGGAAGCAGACGGAAUCAAACUAGACAGAUGGAAAGUUCAGGUAACGAAUAAAGGAUACUACAAUUUAAGAAAACCCAAGGAGUUCACAAUGAACAACUACUUCUCUGUUGGACCUGAUGCCCUCAUGGCUCUCAAUUUUCACGCUCAUCGUGAGAAGGCACCAUCUCUGUUUUCCAGCCGAAUCCUUAACAAGGCUGUUUAUUUAUUCUAUGGAACUAAAGAUUGUUUAGUGCAAGAGUGUAAAGAUUUGAAUAAAAAAAUUGAGCUAGAACUGGAUGGUGAGCGAGUUGAGCUGCCUAACUUGGAGGGCAUAAUUGUUCUGAACAUUGGAUACUGGGGCGGUGGCUGCAGACUGUGGGAAGGAAUGGGAGAUGAGACUUACCCUCUAGCCAGACAUGAUGAUGGCUUACUGGAAAUCGUUGGCGUCUAUGGGUCUUUCCACUGUGCUCAAAUCCAGGUGAAACUGGCAAAUCCUUUUCGAAUAGGACAAGCGCACACAGUGCGGCUGACUUUGAAGUGCUCCAUGAUGCCGAUGCAGGUGGAUGGGGAGCCGUGGGCCCAAGGGCCCUGUACUGUCACCAUAACGCACAAGACACACGCACUGAUGCUGUACUUCUCUGGAGAGCAGUCGGAUGAUGACAUCUCAAGCCCUUCGGAUCAUGAGGACGUAAAGGAAGCCGAGUAGAAUGAGAUGAAGCAGCACCUGUGACGUGUCUGUGACAUGUCAUCCACAGGGUGCACGGUUGGCACCGCAGCCGCCAUUUCACUCCUAGUAUUGUGUGUGUGAGCCACCUAACCAGCGUUUCCACAGCUUGACUUCAGUGUCACAGACACAGGCUCUUCUGUCAGCCACACGCUCUGAUCAUUUGUGUCACUAUUUGGAAAAAAAGGUCCACAAAGACAGAAGGCUCCUCCUGGCUGGACACUUUACGGCUGGCCUCGCGCUGCGUUAUGCACUGCCCUGGUGGACAGGACGUGGAUGGGAAGAUCCUUCCCUUUGCUCUGGAUACGGUGACAGCACGUUAAAUGUUGAACGUUGGCUUGCUUUUUGAACUGCUGUGGUUAACCCGGGCUUCCUCCUGCAGUGUGUUUCCUAAGAUAGCCCACACCGCAAACCAGACGGACUCUACAUUCUGAUUUUUAGGAGCACCUGAGGAGAAAAGUGAAAGAAAGAUGGCACUUAGCAUUUUCACAGUAGUAUUUCCUGUAAGGCUUCCAGGUGUGUCGAAACCAUGUAGAACUGAAGUGCAAAGUCUUUUUGUUUGUUUGUUUGUUUGGGCAGUACUAGGGAUUGAACCUUGGUCCUCUGGAAGUGUAGAUGAAUGCUUUAUCAUUGAACUACACCCCAGCACUAGUAUGUGUGCACAUGUAUAUAUGUACACACGACUAGAUAGGUAAAUAGGUCUAAAGGAAGGUUUAAAAAACUUUGGGUUGGAAGCUCUACAGUUCUCCAGCUUUUCUGUAGACUAAAAGAUAUUGUUGACUGGAAAAAAUACACAGGUAAGGGAAGCCUCCAAGUCAGGUGAGUUACUCAGACAAACUCCAGGCUGACUGCCUUCAAGUCACUGCAGGACUGCUGAAGCGCUACCCUCGGAGAGGGAAGCUCUGCUAAGAUGUUUAUAUCAUAUUUAUUUCAAAGUGAGAAAGAGAUAUAUUUUUAACUUAUUGUUCACCUUGUGGCAUGAUGCUUCUGUUUAGCUUUUACAUUGUACAGCUUUAUUUAGUAAAGUGGUCACAAAAAUCUGCUGGUCACAGUCACAUAGAACUCUCUCUCUCAGUUACCAUGGCACAUAUACUCACUCACCUGUGCUCAAUCUGCAGACCUCAAAAGGGAGAGCACAUGAUGAAGAACUUGGGGUUGCAAGGUGUCCCUCCACCCAUCCAUUACCAAUUACCAAGUACUUAUUGAAGGCAGGUCCAUGGCUUCCCAUUAGAGGGCGCUCUUCUACUGCUGUCUGUGGCCUGCCUCUGCAGUUAGCCCCACCAGUGGGCAUCUAACUUGGUGUGUUUCUGACAAUGACACGUUUCCACUUGGUGGUCUUAUACGAAUUAGUUUUGAAAAACUAGACUCUAUUCCCAAAACCACCAUUUAUCUCCCUCUUAAUAGUUUAUUAUGAAUCUACAGUCAGUGAAUUGCCAUAAACUUCAAUUUUAGUCACCUCAGGCCUAGACCAUGUUUUUGAAAGGACAACUUAGUAAAUAAAAUAUUAGCGAGUACAUUAUCUAAAGUAAUUUUACUCUGCUUAAUUAACCUCUUCCACCGGGUCCUGGGUGAUGCCAGACUCUACCACUGAAAGAUGUUCCACGGGUUUGUAACAGCUUCUGCCUUCACCCUGGGUAGCUGCAGCUGAGGUUUGAGAUAGCUGUGAAGGUUUGCAGCUUUUUCCUUGUGGACUGAUCCUGUUUGGAGUGUAGUGAAAUUCAUCCUUAGAUUCAUGGUCUGAGGCAUACUGUUAGAUUUAUUGUGGAUGCAGUUUACAUGCCUGUAAUUCAUAAUGCUCUAUUUGUGGUAAAACAACUUAUUAAUUCUGGGCUAUCAGUCAAAAUAGAGUAGCUACUGAGAUACUCCAGGCAGAGCAGACUUGGUGUCCCCUCACCACGACACACCAUGGUGUCUCUCUGAUGCCUUACUCACAUUCCAUUAUGUAACUUCUCACACUCUGAGUCACUAGUUACCCGGCAUUCCAGAUAAAUGAAUAGGCACGUGCCUUGUUUGAAUACAGUUUGUAGUGCUUGGUGUUUGCAAGUUAUAUAUUAGAUGGUGAACUUAUUACCAGGCCUAAAUACUUCACAAAAUGAUUCACUAUGAGAUCCCUCCGAUCCAUUUAAAGUUGUCUCCAUAGCAACACCACCUACACAUUCUCAGGAAAAACUCUGAACCAUCUCUUUACCUGUUUCCACAUCGCUCGUCUCUUCUGCUCUUAAUACAUUCCUCAUGCCUCGUGAACUUACUGGCGUAAACUCCGAAUAGAUCCUUAGGCAGACAGUUUUCAAUGCUUUAUAGAGUCGGAGGCAUUUCUGUCUCAGCAUAGACGUCGUCCAGUAGUAAGGUAACUGUAGUUAAAUGUUUUAGACUCUGCAACUUAGCUGUGAGCCUGUAAUGUAACUGAUAUUUAUAACAAUUUUAUACAGUGGAAACUAUUUAUUUUAUUUUUUUAGAGUAUGGAAAUCUGUGGCAAUUGCCUUUUGAGUAUUUGUGUGCCUGGUUGUGACUUAGGCUGACUCAGAGAAGUUCUUCUUGUGCUGUGUAACUUUAGUACGUCUACCAGCAUGUCAGAAAGUAACUUUUAUCUGUAACGUAAAGUAAAAUAUUUCUAAUGUACACUGUGGGAUUUUUAUUUGCACUAGCUAGAAAACUUGAAAGGUUAUAUUAAUUUGCACAUUAAUGUGGACCUAAAUACAUAAUCUGACCAGAAAGGUCAGUAGAAUAGGUGAUAACGUCAAAAUAAAAAUAUUGAAGCAAAAAGCCAGCACUUUAUAUUCAGAAAUGAGGUGGGAGGGAGUGUUAAUUUGGUUUCUGUGACUUUUUUUUAAACUUCUGAUGGUUUAGGACAGGAUAUUAAGUAGAUUAUUUUUUAAGAUGUAUUUAUUUGCCGGGCAUGGUGGCACACUCCUUUAAUCCCAACACUUGGGAGGCAG
This is a messenger RNA of Mus caroli (Ryukyu mouse), 4996 nucleotides long. It is a transcript of the gene Dgke, whose product is annotated as diacylglycerol kinase epsilon. Gene Ontology annotation, cellular component: membrane. The record is from RefSeq and is a predicted model, not a curated record. Gene Ontology annotation, biological process: phospholipase C-activating G protein-coupled receptor signaling pathway. NCBI's taxonomy places the organism in Eukaryota, Metazoa, Chordata, Mammalia, Rodentia, Muridae. Gene Ontology annotation, molecular function: ATP-dependent diacylglycerol kinase activity.